UCCGAAAAUUGAAAAUUCCCGCUCCAUCCUUCCCGAAAUUUUCCCUCGUCCUCUCUCUCAGUAUAUAUUCCUGAUCGAUUCAAGCGCCGGCUUAACGUAACGGUCGUCUUGUUCCUUCACUCUGCCCUCUCUCUUGCCGUUCUCCACAGAUUGAAACCCGUAGCAUUGGCCAUCUAUUAUCUGAGCUUAGCGAGCUCUCGUCGGGGCUUGCGUUUCACCCGAGGUGGCAGCAGUGAUUCCAGAAAUUUGAUUGCUCAGGCGGAUCAGUGAGUCCCCAACUGCACCCAUGAGAAUACUGCAAUCAGUUGCCCACAUCCUUGGGCGAAAUAAGCUCUCAUCGGGCCCAUCAACAAACUUAUUUGGCCCGUUUAACUCGUGCUCCCAGAGAAGGUGGAGAAAGCCUAUAGUCACUGCCCAAACUCGUCUGGAGGACAGGACUAGAGACUCAAAGUUGGAUAAGCUGAUGUCCAACCUCAGUAUCCUCAAGACCAUCCUCAGUCUCGAGUUUCUCAUGUCCACUCGAAAGAGGGGCCCGUUCACUUCCGUGCAGUUGAUGUCCCGCUGGAGAAGCAUUGUUGGAUUGAAUGUCAAUAUUGGUACUUUUAUCCAUAAAUAUCCUCACAUUUUUGACGUAUUCACCCACCCCAUACAGAGAAAUCUGUGCUGCCGAAUCACACGUGAGAUGAAAGGUUUGAUUGAAGAAGAAGAGCGUGCUGUGAGGAUGCUGGAAUUGGAUUUAGUAAAGAAACUAAAGAAGUUGCUGAUGAUGUCGGUAAAUGGGCGGCUUCAUAUUCAUGCAUUGAGAUUGAUUAGGAGAGAAUUAGGUUUGCCUAAUGAUUUCAGGGAAUCAAUCCUGGUCAAGUACUCGGGAGAUUUCAGGCUAGUUAGCUUGGAGAUUGUUGAGUUGGUUGAUAAGGAUGAGGAUCUGGCCAUUGCUGAGAUUGAAAAAUGGAGAGAAAAGGAAUAUACAGAGAAAUGGUUGAGCGAGUUCGAAACUAGGUAUGCAUUUCCCAUUAAUUUCCCGACUGGAUUCAAAAUUGAGAAGGGCAUGAGGGAGAAGAUGAAAAAUUGGCAAAGGCUGCCCUAUGUGAAGCCGUAUGAGAAGAAAGGUGCCGUGCGUGUGCGUACUUGUGGGGGUUUAGAGCGGUUUGAGAAACGUGCUGUUGGGAUUAUUCAUGAGCUGUUGAGUUUGACCGUAGAGAAAAUGGUGGAGGUUGAGAGGUUAGCUCAUUUUAGGAAGGACUUUGCCAUGGAAGUUAAUAUCCGUGAAUUGCUUCUUAAGCACGUGGGGAUUUUCUACAUAUCUACCAAAGGAAGCUCUCAGACUGUCUUCCUUAGAGAAGCAUAUAGCAAAGGGUGCUUGAUCGAGCCGAAUCCAAUCUAUGUAGUUCGGAGGACAAUGUUGGAGCUCAUUUUGUUGGGACGCCGAAAUACCAAAAUUCUGUCAGCUUCGAAGGAAAUCCAGGAGAACAACGAUGCCUCUUCUAGUAGAUAUCAAGGGGAAGCAAGAGAUGGGGACUGGGUACUUCCUAUACUGGAGAGUUUUAAAGACCAGAGCUUUGAGAGAUGAUAAUUACAUAGAUGAUGACUUGAAACACCCAGAGAG
Molecule: messenger RNA, 1606 nt
Organism: Punica granatum (pomegranate)
Lineage: Eukaryota; Viridiplantae; Streptophyta; Magnoliopsida; Myrtales; Lythraceae
Source: RefSeq, a predicted model, not a curated record